ACGCGCACCGGCACUUCCCACCCACCAAGAAGCGAACCAGAGCUCACCACCACACCUCGCCGGCAAUGGCGACUCGCCGGCAGCAUCGCCGCGCCUUCCCUCUGGUUCCGCUCCUCCUCUCCCUACUGGCCGCGGCCGCCUACGGCCGCCUCAUCUCCGACGGCUCCCCGUCCGCGCCCCACUUCUCCGUGAUCCGCCUCUCCGCGCCGGCCGCAGGGGCCGAGGAGAAGUGCGAGCAGUCGUACGGCUUCCUUCCCUGCACUACCACCGUGCUCGGGAACCUCUUCCUGGUGCUCGUGUACGGGUUCCUCAUGUACAAGGCGGCCACGAACCUGUCGGCGGGGAGCGAGCUGCUGCUCGAGAUCAUGGGGCCCGGCCUCAUCGGCGGCCUCCUCCUCCCCAUCCUCGGCGCGCUCCCCGACGCGCUCCUCGUUCUCGUAUCCGGCCUUUCCGGGAGCAGAGAGACCGCGCAAAGUCAGGUCCUGAUUGGAAUGGGGCUGCUUGCUGGUUCCACCGUCUUCCUCCUCACCCUGCUUUGGGGAACCUGUGUCAUUGUCGGCAAGUGUGACCUUGGGCCAAACCGUGUUGCGGUUGAUUUACAGGACACCAAGGGCUUCAGCUUGACUGGCACUGGCAUUUCAACUGAUGUGCAGACCAGCUAUGCAGCACGGAUCAUGGGGAUAUCUGUUAUUCCUUUCAUCAUCGCUCAGUUCCCGAAGAUGUUGAAGACCCACCAUGGGCAGCGCCUAGCUGUCUUGCUGGCCCUUAUCGUAUCAUUCUUGCUCGUGCUUUCCUACUGCCUGUAUCAGGUUUUCCAGCCAUGGAUUCAGAGGAGGAAACUCGCGUACGCGAAACACAAGCAUGUGAUCUCUGGGAUCCUGAAGCACGCCCAAAGGCAAGCUCUCGGUCGGCUGCUCAACGAGGACGGCACACCCAAUGAAAUCGUCAUAAGAAAGCUGUUCCGCAAGAUCGACAUGGACGAGAGCGGUGCUCUAUCCCGGGCCGAGUUGCACGCGCUCAUCGUCGGGAUCAACUUUGAGGAGGUUGAAUUUGACAAGCAAGACGCCGUCGUCAAGAUCAUGGACGACUUUGACACGUCCCACAACGACACCGUGGAGGAGGAGGAGUUCGUGCAGGGGAUGAAGAAAUGGCUCAACGAGGCCAAGCGCAGCAUGCCGGCCAGCGGCGCCUUCUCCAACAAGUUCAUCAACGACUACCAUGCGAGGACGAGGCAGGAGCACGACCAGCUGGUUGACCAGUCCGACGAGGCCGUGGAGAGCGUGGAGAACCCGGGCUGGUGCAUCACCAAGGCCGUGGGGCUCCUGCUCCUGGGCACCGCCAUCGCCGCCGCGUUCGCCGACCCGCUCGUCGACGCCGUCCACAACUUCUCCAACGCCACCCACAUACCGCCCUUCUUCAUCUCGUUCAUCGCCCUCCCGCUGGCGACCAACUCCAGCGAGGCCGUCUCCGCCAUCAUCUUCGCCAGCAGGAAGAAGCAGAGGACCUCCUCCCUCACAUUCUCCGAGGUUUAUGGUGGCGUGACGAUGAACAACACGCUGUGCCUGGGCGUGUUCCUGGCGCUCAUCUACACAAGGAACCUGACGUGGGACUUCUCGUCGGAGGUGCUCAUCAUCCUGCUCGUCUGCGUCGUCAUGUGCCUCUUCACCAGCUUCCGGACCACGUUCCCGCUCUGGACCUGCCUCGUCGCCUACAUGCUCUACCCGCUCUCGCUUGUCAUCGUCUACAUCCUUGACUACAUCUUCGGCUGGUCAUAGGCUCAUGCUUCUCCACACCAGAUUCUUCGGGCGACCACGAGUGUUCAGUAUGAUCUUCUUGUAGUUUUGACUCUUGUGAUUUGUCUGUCCAGACUCUGAGAUGCUUCUCAAGUUUAUGUAACCACGCUGUACCUAGAAAGCCUCCAAUAUCUCCACGUACUUCGGCCCUGUUUGGAUAGUACGUAAUUUUAGAGUUUCUGUCUACGUUAUUAGUUUUUACAACACAUUUUUAACUUUUCAGCAUACUGAAAGUAAAAAAACUACUCACCGUCUAUUUUUCAA
Molecule: messenger RNA, 2057 nt
Organism: Phragmites australis (common reed)
Lineage: Eukaryota; Viridiplantae; Streptophyta; Magnoliopsida; Poales; Poaceae
Product: sodium/calcium exchanger NCL1
Exons: 7
Coding region: 66-1775 (569 amino acids)
Biological process (GO): intracellular calcium ion homeostasis; calcium ion transmembrane transport
Cellular component (GO): membrane
Molecular function (GO): calcium:proton antiporter activity; calcium ion binding
Source: RefSeq, a predicted model, not a curated record